AUGGCGAAAGCCGCUAUUGUCACUUGUCUGUUUACUUUAUUAAUUUACUCCACAACUGCAUACAAGAAGGAAUGUGCAGUCGGUCCAGAAUACUGGUGUCGAUCAUUUCAAACGGCACAAGAUUGUGGUGCACUACGUCAUUGUACUGAUACUGUUUGGCGUUACGAUUCAAAGCACACAAAUGUUGAAUCGACAAUUGCCUGUAACUGGUGUCAAAAGAUCCUUGAAAGCGCUCAUAAAGAAAUUCAACAUUUAGCCAGUGAUGAAAAUUUAAUCCAGUCAUCGUUAGUAAAAGCAUGUGAUUUAUUUCCAGUGACAAGCAUUUCAACAAAAUGUAAAAAUGUCCUUGGAAACUAUGGCACAUCAGUUGCAUCGUUAAUGAAAAACAAACGUUAUACUACAUUGUGCCAUUUGAUGGACAUUUGUUUGAUUGAACCGGUAACUGAAGAAUCAACAACCGAAAAGCCAAUGCUUCUCGGACAGAACCGAUGUACAUGGGGCCCAUCGUAUUGGUGUUCAUCGUUGAGUAAUUCCCGGGAAUGUAGCUCGAUUGAACACUGCUCGAACCGAGUUUGGUCUCAACAAGCCAUUCAAAAGAAACCAAAUGACAAUAUUUGUCAAUAUUGUGAAUUUACCAUACAAAAACUACGUACGAUCGUUCAAGAAAAUAAAACUGAAAUGGAUGUUGAAAAAUGGUUAUCCGGUGCGUGUUCAAUGCUACCAACAAAAGAAGCCAUCGAUGAAUGUGUACAAAGAAUGAGCCGAUAUGCUCAUGAAAUUCUUGUAUUGGUUCAAACAAAUAUCGAUCCUGGUGUUAUCUGUCAUUUGUCACAUAUGUGUAAGGAGGCUACACUGACAACACGUGUGACAAUUGAUGCUGAAACAGAGGAAGAGAAGAAAAUCAUCACAUUCGAAGAUGAAGAACCAAAACCCGUACCGAUCGAUGAACAAUCUAAAAUGUUAUGCAACGUUCUUGUUCGUGCCACACAUGAACUCCAUGUUAAUCAACAUAAAAAUCGCGAUGAGAUUCAAUCGUUUUUGAAGGAUGAUUGUCAAAAACUAUCAACACCAGAACUCGUGCAGAAAUGCAGAAAUAUCGUUGAGAAACAUGGUAUUAACAUUUAUGGACAUGUUGCUAGCAAUAUUGAACUGUCAAAAGUCUGCGAUUAUUUGAGCGAUUUUACUGAUCAUUCUACUUUACAAGCCCUGCCUAAUGUACAUUGUGAAUUAUGUACAUUUGUUUUAUCAACAGCCAAAUAUAUGCUCGAUGCAGAACAUACUGAUGAUAAAGUACUUCUUUACAUUGAUGAACAAGUUUGUUCGCGUUUGACUGGCGUAGCAAAGAAGGAUUGUAAGGAUAUCAUCGAAACGAAAGCCCACGAUUUGAUUGAUAGCAUCAAACGUGGAACAAAACCAAUGUUACUUUGCACCCGUUUUCAUGUCUGUAUUAAUGAUGUCAUGGCAAAGACAAGUCCCAUUCAAAAAAAUGACAUGGAUGCAUUUCUCAAACAAAACAUGUGUGAUAAACUCGGUUCAUUCAAAGAUGUCUGCAACGCAUUAGUUGACAAAGAUGGCAACCGCUUCGUACAAGCUCUUUUCAAUGAUAUGGAAGGCAAAGAUCUGUGUCGUAUGUUUGGCAUUUGUCCUCAACGAAUGUCGUUCCUGGACAAUCUGGCUAUUGACGAUGACAAAAACAAGUGUCAACGAUGCGUUGAUGAUUUCACACGACGAAAGCAUAUUGCCGAGAAACUUGUGAAUCAUUCAUCGGAAUUUCUUCGUCAUCUUUGUGAACAACUACCACAAAAAGAUGAGUGUGUCAAGACUGUUGAUGAAUCAUUGAGUGCGUUGGUUAAUUUCGUUCGAUCAUUGGAUCCAAAACAAAUCUGCGUUGAUUUGAAGUUUUGUGAUCAAUUGAGUGCAGAUCGAUGUAAACCAACGGAAAUCAAUCCAUCAGAUAAUGUUCUUAAUCUUGUAUUGCCUCUGAACAAGGAUUCCCUCAAUUGUACUUUGUGUAAAUUGGCUUUUGAUUCGAUAAAAAGAUCAUUGACAAGAAAUUCAACAGAGAAGGAAAUCAUCGAAUACAUGAAAACAGAAGUUUGUUCAAAGCUCGGUUCCCUAUCUGAAAUGUGUAAGAGAACCAUGGACGCUGAAGGCCCAGCUAUACUCGCCAUGAUCGCGAAAGAUAUUGAUCCAAAGAAAGUUUGUGCAGAAAUGGGCAUUUGUGUAUCAAGUUCAUCAUUCGAAAAUUGCAACGAUAAAUGUGAAUGCUGCAUGAACAAGGUCGAAAUUCAUGAAGUGCAAGUUGCUACAUUCUUGCGAGGAACGGUUGAAAGUAUCAAAACUUUGUGUCAACGUAUGCCAACAUCGGAUAAGUGUUCGGAAACAACUGCACGAUUGGAUGCAAAUGUUAACAAAUUAACUUCACAAUUUAAUUCGAAACGCGUGUGUCAAUUAUUAGACCAUUGUACAUCGUCAUCGCCUGUUGUCAUUGAAACAUUGUCCCAAUGCCAAUCACGCAUAGACUCCAAAAAACAAUUUCUUCUUUCGUCGAUCACAACAAUUAACAAAAAUCUUAAAUCACUAUGUGAAUAUAUCCCAUGGAAUAAAGAUUGUUACUCCAUCAUUGAUCGUUCAACCUUGGAUGUCACUGAGAAACUUUCACAACUGAAUACUGAAACACUUUGUGCAUCUGGUCAAUCUCUGACUACAGUUGUUUGUCCAUCAAACAGUCCAUUCGAGAAAUUGUGCCAGCAAUUAGUCGAAUCUGAUGAAAACAAUGCACGCAUGGAAGGUUUAUUCAAAUCACUGUUCAAUGAAAAUGGACACAUCGAACAAGAAUUAUGCGAACUUGAUCGAGCAUCCAACUGUAAACCAUCAGUCAAUGUUGACAACUGCAAAGACAAAUGCGAUUGUUGUAUACAAUUCUAUUCAACAAAGAAAGAUUAUGAUUUGAAGAUGAUUGAGUCUUUACGGACUGGACUUUUAGCUACAUGCGAUUGGAGCUUAACUAAAGAUUACUGUGUUUCAUGGUUCAACCGCGUUUGCGAUCGAAUGCAAGCCAAAGUUAAUGAAUUUACUCCAGAGACCUUCUGCAAACAAAUGGGUUUCUGUCCUGUUCAACAACAUCAGCAACAAGAAUGUAAAAUCGAUGGUGACAAAUGUCAAUGUUGUACCAAUCGGUUGAAUUCUCGACAAGCUAAAUUCCGAACAACGUUAAACGAAGUUACCAAAGCACUUCUCUCUCAAUGUACGGAUGAUGAUUGUCGCUCGAUGGUUCAAAAAGCACAAGAACAAUCAUUGAAUCAACUGAGUAAAUUCAGUUCUCAAACCUAUUGUCAACGCUAUGGUUACUGUGCAGCUGAACAUUCCUCUCAAGCAACAGGAUACCUUUCACAUCUAUUACUGAACUCAAACCAUCAUAUCGGCUCAUCAAUUGAAGCUUUGGAUCAACGUUUGGAAGCCGGUUUGAAAAGUGAUGUCUGCUUCCAAUUCGGACAAUUGAGACCAAUGUGCGAACAUUUCAUCGCAUCACCGCAAGCUCAUCGAUAUGCUUAUGCUUACACGGCUUUAUUAGCUAAUAAUCCUAAAUUGAUUGAUGAUGACUUACGUGAACAAAUGGCUACAGGUGUACAUGCUGAUGUUUGUCAAUCAUGUAAGAACGCAGUUCAAUCAUCGAAAGAUUUCUGGAUCAGCUCUUUGGAAUCUAUUCGUGAUGUGCUUCUUCGCACUUGUGAACGUUGUUCAGCAAAAGAUCAAUGUCGCGAUUUCUACAACCGACGCUUUGACAAUUUAAAAUCCUAUGUCGACAGUAUUGAUCCAACGCAAUUCUGCCAAAACAUUCGUCUUUGUUCUUCAUCACACCGUAUGACUGAAACAGAUAAAUGUACUACAUGUAUAGAACGUCUGCAACAACGGAAGGAUGUUAUUCUACGUGGUAUUGAUCGCGUUGCCAACUAUUUCGAUGAUCUAUGUCAGCGCUUUGCUGGCCAACAAUGCCAAGUAUUCGUCAAACAAAUUCAAAAUUCAUUCGAAGAAUCUGUCAAACAAUUUGAUCCUAAACAAACAUGUAGCGCUAUUGGUUUCUGUUCAUCAACGAGCAACAUGGAUUUUGACAAAUUCGAAAAAUUCUUAGAAGAUGAAUUGGAUAAGAAUGUUUGCUCAACACUUGGUCCGUUUGAAACAUUGUGCAAACAAAUGAUCCGAGGAAAUCGAAAGCAAAUCGAAACAACGAAAAUUAAUUACAACAUCAGAGAUUUAAUGCAGAUUGGCGAAAAGAAAACAGCCAAUUUCUUCACUGCUGCACAUCUCAAUGAAUGUAGCCGUGAUAAAUGUCAAUGCUGCGUCGAUAGUAUCAACCAAAAGAAAGAGUGUGCCAAGGGCACUGUUGACAAAGUCAUUGCAGUAUUUAUUCGCGCCUGUGACUAUUGCCCGUCGAAAGAUCAAUGUCGUAAAUAUUGGCAAGACACAGAAAAACAAGUUGAUUCAUGUAUCGAUGAUGUUGACGCUAAGCAAUUUUGCACACGCCUUGGCUUCUGCAAUGUCUCAAGUCUAUGUGCCAAUAUGGGUGCUUUUCAACAAUCUUGCGAAGAAGUCCUAAAUACCUUUACACAUUCGCUUCAACAUGAUCAACAAACAUUGGAAAAACAUUUACCACAUACAUCCGUUGUCGUGCUACAUAAGAAACCUGAGCCAGAAGUAGUCAACGACUCCAACUCAACUUGUAUUCUCUGCGAAUACGUUAUGAACAUUCUUUCGAAUUACAUUCAUCAAAAAUCGACUGAAGAAGAAAUCGAACAAAGCCUUCAGAAAGUUUGUAACGACAUGCCAGCAACACUUCAAAAACAAUGUCAUGAAUUAAUCGAUAACUACGGUCCACCAAUCAUAGCAACACUCAUUGGUCAUUUCGAUCCAUCAACAGUCUGUCGAAGUCUUAAUCUAUGCACCAAACAAAUGAAAGUCGAAAUGUCACACAUUACCAAAGCUAGUCAAGCGACCUGCGGUAUUUGUGAUUAUGUUUCGACAUAUAUUAAUUUUGCAUUGAAACGCGACCCAAGUGAUCAAUCGCUUGAACAUGCGUUGUCUACUGUUUGUUCACACUUAUCAACGGAACAAACAUCGCAAUGUCAAAUGCUAGUUGAACUGUUUCGACCACAUAUUCGAACAUUAGAACUUCAUUUGGGUAGCAAUUUCUGCAAGCAAUUAACUAUUUGCCAAACAGAAAAGGAUCAAACUAGUACAGUUCAGCCAGCCGUUAUCCAUGAAUCAUUGAGCAAAGAUGACGAGAUCAAACGAGUCAUUACCAAAAAUUUGGAUGACACUCCACAAUGUACUUUAUGCCAUUUUGUUGUGUCGUAUUUGGAUGCCGUCUUACAAUCUAAUAAAUCGGAAGCAGCAGUUGAAGCGGCACUGGAAAAAGUGUGUAGUAUUCUUCCAAGUAAAGAACGUGCUCAAUGCACUGAAUUUGUUAAAACUUAUGGACCAGUUCUUGCUGAAUUAAUUGCUGAAAUGGCCGAUCCGGAUACGAUUUGUCGUUAUCUUGGAAUGUGUCAAGUUUCACUGCCAGCAGAAACAACCACGACAGCAAAACCUGCACCAAUUACGUAUGGAAAUCACGACUAUGUGCGUUUACCAAAUGUACGCAGCGAGACCACCUGUACAAUCUGUCAAUUUAUUUUCUCACGGGUGAAACGUUUAGUUGCUCUCAAUCAAACUGAAGAAGAGAUUAUCGCCGCUCUGAAGAAAUCGUGUGAUUCAUUUGCUAUUAUUGGCCUCAAACAACAAUGUGAGGAUUUUGUUAAUCAAUAUGGCCCAUAUAUUGUUCAAAUGGUAUCAAGCGAUAUCGAUCCAAAAGUUGCCUGUCAAAGCCUGAAACUUUGUGCCACCAAUUCGCAACUAUCAUCAACAUCGACACGUCGCCAAUCAACUCCUCCAACUCCAGCGUCAACCAAAACACCUUAUGGCAAAUGUAUCUUCGGUAUGAAUUAUUGGUGUACAAGUCGUCAAAAUGCUAUAUUAUGCAACGCUGUUGAAUUGUGUGAAAAGAACGUAUGGUCGAAGCAAAAUAAAAACAUCGUUAUUUAA
Messenger RNA from Adineta ricciae, 6081 nucleotides. The record is from the annotation of a GenBank genome assembly. Lineage: Eukaryota; Metazoa; Rotifera; Eurotatoria; Adinetida; Adinetidae.